CCAACACAAAGCAAAGGACACCCAAUCCGCAAGCACAAAAAUAUCAUCUCUCCCUCUCCACCGUAAUCUCUGAUUUCUGCCGAGUCUAUCGAGUGUUAUUCUGCUUCUGCAAACAAUGGCAACCGCAGCACAGGCUGUGAUUGCAGCAGCAAACACAUUCACAUGCACAUUUCCUACACAAAGGAGCUUCUUCUUCUCCAGAAAACUUCAGAAAGUUAACCAUCUCGCACUAGUUAGAGCUUCCACUGAAGAUGCUGACUGUAAUGUGGAAGAAUGUGCUCCUGACAAGGAGGUUGGAAAAGUGAGCGUGGAAUGGUUGGCUGGUGAGAAGACAAAAAUUUCUGGGACGUUUCCACCCCGCAAUCGGGGUUGGACUGGAUACGUUGAGAAGGACACUGCUGGACAGACAAACAUAUAUUCUGUGGAGCCUGCAGUUUACGUAUCAGAAAGCGUAAUAAGCUCCGGAACUGCAGGGUCUUCUGCCGAUGGAGCUGAGAACACAGCAGCAAUCACAGCUGGGGUUGCCCUCGUUGCUGUUGCUGCAGCUUCAUCAAUACUCCUCCAAGUAGGUAAGAAUUCGCCUCCGGUUGUGCAGAAGGUAGAUUACUCUGGGCCAUCACUUAGUUACUAUAUCAACAAGUUCAAACCAGAGACAACCGAAGCCUCGGCACCAAGUGUGGUUGAAUCUUCCCAGCCGGAACCCUCCCAGAUUCAGGUUGAAUCAGAGGUUCAGCAGGAGCCUUCACCGAGUGAUGUCAGCAAUAUCUCUUAGGCAAUGAAGCUGCUCUAAUUUUCUGAUAUGUAAAAUUUACCAAAUUUUUUUCUCUAUCAUCAUCAAUGUAUCUGAGUAAUUGUUACGAUGUAUGUCGUGAUACAUCUUUGAACAAAAAAGUGUAAAUCACAAUACACAAGUCGGAGGGAAUGUGAUUUUGGAAGAA
Messenger RNA from Pyrus x bretschneideri (Chinese white pear), 938 nucleotides. RefSeq names its product protein MAINTENANCE OF PSII UNDER HIGH LIGHT 1. Gene Ontology annotation, cellular component: chloroplast thylakoid membrane. The transcript has 3 exons. The coding region runs from base 116 to 772 and encodes 218 amino acids. NCBI's taxonomy places the organism in Eukaryota, Viridiplantae, Streptophyta, Magnoliopsida, Rosales, Rosaceae. Gene Ontology annotation, biological process: regulation of protein complex stability. The record is from RefSeq and is a predicted model, not a curated record.